AUGACGAUCUUGCUUUUCACAUCUUCCUCGCUGAUCUCGGUGGCUAAAGAUUCAGCUGCAAGAAGAACAAGAAUUAGCUGUUCUCGAGAUUCUGUUGUCAAAAUGCAGAAGAAUCUCAUUGGCACAGACUCUGUCUACUCUAGUUUCAGCUUAUGUCCUUGCGGAAGAAGGCAUUUCCUAGGAGAAGCUACGACGCCGUUUCUUCCCAUUUCUCCUUCCUACGUUUCUCGAGCCUCUGCUUCUAACUCAACGGACGUUUUGAACAAACUGCGUCCUCCAAAAGCAGAUUGGUAUCUUGAGCUCUACGGUUGGUUUAGGACACGAGAGAAGGAGAAAUGUGAGAAAGAGAUUGCAUGUUACAAGACAAAACUCUUUGAAAAUUUGGUCGGAAAAGCAGAAAGAGUUUUGGAGAUUGGCAUUGGAGCUGGUCCAAACAUCAAGUACUACAACACUAUUCCAAACGUCUCUGUUCUUGGUGUUGAUCCAAACCCUAAAAUGGAGUCUUACGCACGCAAGUCCGCUAUAAAAGCAGGACUGAAAUCCGAAGACUUCAAAUUCAUUCACGCGGUCGCAGAAUCUAUACCAUUAGAAGACGCAUCAGUUGAUGCAGUUGUGGGAAGUCUAGUGAUGUGUUCUGUCACAGAUAUCACUCAAACGCUUAACGAGAUAAAACGGAUUCUAAGGCCAGGAGGAGUUUACCUCUUCAUGGAACAUGUUGCAGCUGAAGAUGGAUCAUUCCUGAGGUUGGUGCAGAAUGUGUUGGAUCCAGUGCAACAAGUUGUGGCCGAUGGGUGUCAUCUAACGAGGCACACAGGAGAUUACAUAUUAGAAGCUGGAUUCAAUGGCGGUGUAGAUAUUAACAAGGCUUCUCUUUCUAGCUUUUAUCACUUAAGCCCUCAUGUCUAUGGAGUUGCUUAUAAAUAA
This is a messenger RNA of Microthlaspi erraticum, 924 nucleotides long. NCBI's taxonomy places the organism in Eukaryota, Viridiplantae, Streptophyta, Magnoliopsida, Brassicales, Brassicaceae. The record is from the annotation of a GenBank genome assembly.